UAUCUCAAACUUGAAAAAAAAACAUCAAUUUUAUAAAAUUUUUAAUUUCUGUCCAUUUCCAUUAUCCUCCUCCCUAAAAUUAUUAUUUAAUUUCACUUGUCCUUUAAACAAAAUAUGUGCUCUAUCAAAUAAAUGUUUACUUACCUAAUAUAAAAUACAAAUUUCCAAAUUUUAUAACCCAAACAAAAAUCAUUCACAAAAAUAAAAAAAAAAAUGUACACAAGAGAAAAAGAAAUUCGCAAAUUGCCAUCAAUUCAGCUAUACGAGUUGGCGCAAAUUCUAGAUCUAAAUGAUUCAUGGAAAAAACUUAUGCGCAUCAUUCCAAAAAACCCAUUCUCAAAUUUACCCCAAGACAUAACAACUUACAAAUAUAAUUUAGAUGAUGAACGUUUGAUUGAGAAAGCUACCAAGAAUCAAAAUCGUAUGGGAGCAGAGAUUCUAUUCGUCGAAUGGGGAACAUCUGGAAGAAGACGUCCAACUUUAGGAGUGUUGCUAGAGUUGUUAGCUAGAGCGCAACUCUUUAGAGCAGCUGAUCUAGUCGCAAUUAAAUACUUAAAUGAACCACCUCCAGCUAGGCCUUCGCAAGGGCCUGCAGCCAAAAUUGACAUCUCUAUUCCACUUGACUCAGAGAUUGUUCAUGAAAUCGAAGAUAUGCUUGCGAAUGGAGACCAUCCUGGAACAGAAACACUCAAUGAUAAUGCCAAUCCUUCGAGAUUGGCUGAUAACAAUAUUGACUAUUACGAAAAGUAUACGCCAAACGAAAAACGUCUAAGCAUUUCAACUCAGAGUAAUGGAAUUCAUAUACCCGGUCCGUCUGGUGUUGCCAACAACGGCGAAAUUCGGCCGCAGAGCCAACAUACGGAUCUUAUGAAAUUUUCAUCUUCAUUGGCCAGUGUUACAGCCUCUCAAGUAGUCAUUCCAAUGCUUUCAGACCUUCUGCCCUCAACUUCUGCUCAAUCCAACUCAAACAACAGCUCCGCCACAAUUGCUGUAGAUCAGCAAACGUCUGUAGAUUUGCCAAUCUUAAGCGCCCUCAAUACUCAAUCAUCCCUUGGUGACAUCAUUCCAAAUUUAUCUGCUCUAAACGUCCAUGAUGUAGCUCAUUUAGAUAACGGUGAUAAGUCUACCACCUUAAAACCACGCCUCGACGAUUUGUCCCCAUCGACACAAUCAUCAACUAGUAUCAGUACUAUUUCAAGUUCGCCUGAUGACGAUGAUAAUGACCUCUCAGCACCAAAUCUGAGCAUCCUGGACCAAAGAAGUUCAAAUAAUGAUUCCAGUCUAACAAAUGUGACUGCAACUAGUGAAGACAAUAGCUUUGAAAUGAGCUUGAAUGAAGGAUCGACAUCUUAUGAUAAUAUUCCAUGUCUAAGCGCCUUAAAGUAAAACGUGCAAUUGAUUUUAAAAAACAAUGCGAAAGUAACCAAAACUACUGAGACUUUUUUUUUUAAAUUCCUUGUAAAAUUGUUAAAAAUUUGUUAAAUAAAUUUAUUAUUUAUAUUUUUGUAAGAAAA
This is a messenger RNA of Episyrphus balteatus (marmalade hoverfly), 1514 nucleotides long. RefSeq names its product protein Tube (gene tub). The transcript is spliced from 2 exons. Gene Ontology annotation, biological process: signal transduction. Gene Ontology annotation, molecular function: protein binding. Lineage: Eukaryota; Metazoa; Arthropoda; Insecta; Diptera; Syrphidae. The coding region runs from base 214 to 1386 and encodes 390 amino acids. The record is from RefSeq and is a predicted model, not a curated record.